This is a messenger RNA of Sinocyclocheilus rhinocerous, 430 nucleotides long. RefSeq names its product kinesin-like protein KIF3B. Gene Ontology annotation, molecular function: microtubule binding; microtubule motor activity; ATP binding. The record is from RefSeq and is a predicted model, not a curated record. The annotation marks the transcript as partial. The transcript has a single exon. Gene Ontology annotation, biological process: microtubule-based movement. Lineage: Eukaryota; Metazoa; Chordata; Actinopteri; Cypriniformes; Cyprinidae.
GGCUGUGAUGCUGGCAGCAGCAACACUGUGAAAUAAACUACAAUCUCAUUAGGAGAAGCCAGCAGAUACGCCAGAGCCAUCAAAAUGUCUAAAAGCAAAAGCUCUGAAUCCGUUAAGGUAGUGGUGCGUUGUCGCCCCAUGAAUGAGAAAGAGCGAGCCGCCAAUUUCCAGAGGGUGGUCUCAGUGGAUGUGAAGUUUGGGCAAGUGGCUGUGCGCAACUCUCGAGGUGCGUCCUCCCAUGAGCACCCGAAAGUGUUCACCUUUGAUUCCGUCUAUGACUGGAAUUCAAAGCAGAUGGAGCUCUACGAUGAGACUUUCCGGCCAUUGGUGGACUCUGUACUGUUUGGCUUCAAUGGGACCAUCUUUGCAUACGGCCAGACGGGCACCGGAAAGACUUUCACGAUGGAAGGGGUACGAAACGACCCCGACA